Salvia miltiorrhiza (redroot sage) is the source of this 2423-nucleotide messenger RNA. RefSeq names its product putative UDP-glucuronate:xylan alpha-glucuronosyltransferase 3. Gene Ontology annotation, biological process: xylan biosynthetic process. NCBI's taxonomy places the organism in Eukaryota, Viridiplantae, Streptophyta, Magnoliopsida, Lamiales, Lamiaceae. Bases 343 to 2286 code for a protein of 647 amino acids. The record is from RefSeq and is a predicted model, not a curated record. The transcript has 4 exons. Gene Ontology annotation, molecular function: glycosyltransferase activity.
GCAAGCUAACUUUCCAAACUUGUAUCUUUGCACAGCAAAUUAAGAGAUAAAAAACUCCAAGACCUUAAUUUGACUUCACCCUCACAUUAAACAAUUUCUCUAUCCGACAUAAAAUUCUCCUUCCUUGGCAUUUUCUUUCUCUCUCUAGAUCCUACUUUCCUAAAAUCCAUGAGAAACCAUGCGCCAGUUUCUAUGAAUCCACAACCUUGAAAUUCCAAAACCAUCUUUAUUUUUUACUUCUCCAAAACUCGAUUUGUUGCUAUUUGAAGAAAAUAAAUUACUUUUGUUGUUUCUUGAGAUGAGAUGCUGCCUUCUCUGAGUUGCGACUGAACCACCAGAAAAAUGAGAGGCUCCUCGCCUACGUCACUGGAGUCCAGACACAGGCUCUCUUUCAAUAAUGAUGAUACAAGCAAAAGAAGGUUUCUAAGAAGUAGAGUGUUUAAAGAUGGGGACAGGUCCCUUUAUCGUUCCAGUAUGGACAGGAUAUCGAGCUUCAAGUUCUCUACCUUGAAGGUUGUGAUGGUCAUCAUCAUAAUUGGAGCAUUUUUCACAUUUCUACGUCCUCCAUCAAUUCAUGAUUCAGAUCAUAUGUCCCGUUCUCGAUAUAGGUACUUGGUCGAUAAAGGAAUAAGUGAUAGAUUUGGUAUAGAUCAAAGUUACACAUCACAUUUAGAUAUCGACUGGGAUGAAGCAUCGGCGGCAAUGGAGAGAUUAACCGACAGGGACGAGUAUAAGGGAAUAGGGUUGUUGAAUUUCAACGAGGAAGAAAUUAGUCAGUGGAAGCAGUUGUUGCCAGAUGCAGAUCACAUUGUACUUUUCACAGAUUACGCCUCACCCAAUGUCACUUGGGAAACAUUAUAUCCAGAAUGGCUAGAUGAGGAAGAAGACUUUGAUAUUCCCACUUGUCCUUCUUUACCCAAAAUUCACUAUCUGGGUAAACCACGGCUGGAUCUUAUCGCAGUGAAGCUUCCCUGCGAUAAAUCCAAGAAAAACUGGGCAAGGGACAUAGCUCGUUUUCACUUACAACUUGAAGCAGCAAGGGUAGCUGCAACGGCCAAGGGGUAUCAUCCUGUGCAUGUUCUACUUAUCACUGAGUGUUUCCCGACCCCUAAUCUGUUUACUUGCAAAGAGCUAACUGUAAGGGAAGGCAACAUAUGGCUGUAUAAACCCAAUUUAAAUAAACUGAGGGAAAAGCUGAAUCUUCCAGUCGGGUCAUGCGAACUUGCAGUUCCUCUUAAGACAGAAGAAAAUUGGAACUCAGGUAAUGCAAGGCGAGAAGCAUAUGCAACUAUUCUGCACUCAGCUCAUGUCUAUGUCUGUGGGGCAAUUGCUGCAGCUCAGAGCAUCCGUAUGGCAGGUUCGACUCGUGAUCUCGUAAUACUUGUUGAUGAUACUAUCAGCGACUACCACAGGGGCGGCCUUGCGGAGGCUGGGUGGAAAAUCCAUACAAUUCAAAGAAUCAGAAAUCCAAAAGCAGAACGAGAUGCCUACAAUGAAUGGAACUACAGCAAAUUUCGUCUCUGGCAACUAACGGAUUAUGACAAAAUUAUAUUCAUAGAUGCUGAUCUGUUAGUUCUCAGAAACAUCGACUUCCUCUUCGAGAUGCCAGAGAUAACAGCCACAGGAAACAACGCGACCCUCUUCAACUCAGGAGUGAUGGUGAUCGAGCCAUCAAACUGCACGUUCCAGCUGCUGAUGGACCACAUCAACGAGAUUGAGUCCUACAACGGUGGAGACCAGGGCUACUUGAACGAGAUCUUCCCAUGGUGGCAUCGGAUCCCUAAACACAUGAAUUUCUUGAAACACUUUUGGAUUGGUGAUGAGCCGGAGAGAAAAGAGAUGAAGACGCGUCUCUUUGGUGCUGAUCCGCCAGUACUAUACGUGCUUCACUAUUUGGGGCUGAAACCAUGGCUAUGCUUCCGGGACUAUGACUGCAACUGGAACGUCGACAUAUUGCAGGAGUUUGCAAGCGACGUUGCUCACAGGACCUGGUGGAAGGUCCAUGAUGCAAUGCCGGAGAACUUACAGAAGUACUGCUUGCUUCGAUCCAAGCAGAAGGCCGCGUUGGAGUGGGAUCGCAGACAGGCUGAGAAAGGCAACUAUAGCGACGGCCACUGGCAAAUUAAGAUACAGGACUCACGGCUGACAACUUGCUUCGAAGAUUUUUGCUUCUGGGAAAGCAUGCUGUGGCACUGGGGGGAGAAGAACUGGACAGACAACGCGACAUCGACCCUGCCGCCACCACCACCAUUAUCGACACAGGCAGGUUCACUGUCUUCUUUAUAAUAUGUGGCUUAUUUUUUCAUUUUUUUCUUCUUUCCUUUUGCACCUUGCAUUCUUUUUCUGUAUGUGGGGUGACAGAAAAUUUAACGUUUUACGGUAUAGAAAUGAUGCUUUUAUAAAGAUUUGAGGUUGAGGAGUAA